CACAAACAAUGAAGGAGUGGUUCAGGUGUAGCCAUUUCAAUUGUGGGUUUUGGGAGUAUAGCAGAUUUCAGGGUCCAGAUGAGCCACUGCUCUUCCAUGGCUUCUCUUCUGAAUCCAUACCCCACUUCUCCUCUGCAACACAAGGUGAACCGUUUCAGUUUGAACACCAUAUCUAGAAACCUGCUAUCAAACAGAAAUCAGCUGACUGUGAGGAAUGGCCCAACUCAUGGGCAUCGUCUAAUUACUACAGCUAAGAUGUCUGUUGAAGGAGAUGUAAUGGUGAAAGAAGCCAUUAGUACUGACCAAAAGAAUGAUAUUGGGAUUGUCAGCCUUCACCAUGUUGGAAUAUUAUGCGAGAACCUUGAACGAUCGUUUGAUUUUUACCAUAAUCUUCUGGGUUUUCCUGUAAAUGAGGCGAGACCAAAUGACAAGCUUCCCUACAGGGGAGCCUGGCUGUGGGUGGGUUCUGAAAUGAUUCAUUUGAUGGAGCUUCCCAAUCCAGAUCCCUUAACCGGAAGACCAGAGCAUGGGGGACGAGAUCGGCAUGCUUGUAUUGCAAUCCGGGACGUGUCUAAGCUGAAAGAGAUCCUGGAUGAGGCUGGUAUUCUCUACACACUUAGCAAGUCUGGUAGGCCAGCAAUCUUCACACGGGACCCUGAUGCAAAUGCCCUUGAAUUUGUGCAGGUGGAUGCCUGAUAUAUUCCAGAACUGGUAGCAUAAACCUGUGGUAUCUCUAUUGUUAUAUCAUUUCUCAGAACACCAAGUUUGUUUGUACAUAUAUUCUCAAAAGUAUCAAUAAUUUUCUGGUCACCUUUGAAACUGAUGAUAGUUGUCAGAAAAGAAAAAAAAAAUCAGAAAUUUUGAUGGGAUAAACAUGGGAUCCUAAUUUUCUGGCUA
Molecule: messenger RNA, 897 nt
Organism: Vitis riparia (riverbank grape)
Lineage: Eukaryota; Viridiplantae; Streptophyta; Magnoliopsida; Vitales; Vitaceae
Exons: 5
Coding region: 79-696 (205 amino acids)
Source: RefSeq, a predicted model, not a curated record